Messenger RNA from Hippocampus comes (tiger tail seahorse), 2759 nucleotides. Its product is annotated as zinc finger protein OZF-like. The transcript has 2 exons. Gene Ontology annotation, cellular component: nucleus. Bases 370 to 1809 code for a protein of 479 amino acids. NCBI's taxonomy places the organism in Eukaryota, Metazoa, Chordata, Actinopteri, Syngnathiformes, Syngnathidae. Gene Ontology annotation, molecular function: DNA-binding transcription factor activity, RNA polymerase II-specific. Gene Ontology annotation, biological process: regulation of transcription by RNA polymerase II. The record is from RefSeq and is a predicted model, not a curated record.
UUGCGUGGAGUUCCAUGAUCGGAUGUUAUGGUGAAGAAACAGGAAAUACAACUUUACUCGGGCGCUAUGAGGUUCUUUAAGUACAGGUUCGAACGGCCUAAGCGCGUAACGCCCGUCACUACUUGACUAGACUGAAAUAAUAUUUCUUAAACCUUAAAAUCGAACGUGUCUCGGUGCACGUUGAAGCGACUGCAUAAGUCUUAGCUUAGCAUAUGUUAACUUGCCGGCUGGACACCGAGACGUUUUUUUGUUAAGCGACACGCCGCUAAUUGGGACGUGAGUGUGAGGACUGGAGAGCGCUUGGGGGAACUCUGUGGAGCUCAAGAGGAGAGCGAGCGACGUCAUCAGCAUCUGGACGCUGAUUGCGAGAUGCCUCCAAUGGUGCGACACACGACAGGCACCAGUGAAAACGCUCUCCAUUCUCAGCAACAGGAUCCAGAGUCCCCCCACGUCAAAGAGGAAGAGGAGUCACUCAUUUACAUUAAAGAGGAGGAGCCGGAUUACCCUCACAUUAAAGAGGAAGUGGAGACCACCUAUGUCAAAGAGGAGGAAGAUGAGCCCCCCUGCAGUAAAGAAGAAAGAGAGGAUGAGCUCACCAACUUUCCUUUGACUUGCGUCGUCGUGAAGAGUGAAGAAGAUGAAGCUAAAAGUCAGAGUGAGGAGAACCGAGGGACGGAGCCUGCAAGCAGCACCUUAAAUCAACACACGGCAACAGAAGGUGACGGUGGCCACUGUAGAGGAGCGCAAUUGGACGGCCUCUUGGCUCCACUAACUGACAGUGAUGACAUAAAGUCACACUCUUCUGACACUAAUGUGGAUGAUGAUGAGGAGGAGGAGGAAGAGGAGGGUGGCACUGGGGUGAAACCUUUUGCCUGUUCAGUUUGUUCAAAAAGAUUCUCACGAAAAACAACUCUCGUAACCCACAAUAGAACGCACACAGGGGAGAAACCUUUUGCCUGUUCCAUUUGUGGUAAAAGAUUCAUCGAGAAGGGACAUUUAAUACGGCACACGAGAACACACACUGGCGAAAAACCUUUUGCGUGCUCAGUUUGUGGCAGGCGAUUUGCUUUGAAGAUAGAUUUGAUCAGACACACGAGAACGCACACCGGGGAGAAACCUUUUGCCUGCUCAAUUUGCAGUCGGCGAUUCACUUUGAAGACGUACCUGAUAAGACAUACAAGAACACACACUGGGGAAAAACCUUUUGCCUGCUCAGUUUGUGGCCGACAAUUCACCAUGAAGACAGAUCUAAGAAGACACACAAGAACACACACUGGGGAAAAACCUUUUCCCUGCUCAGUUUGUAGUCGACAAUUCACUUUGAAGACAGAUUUAAUAAGACACACAAGAACACAUACCGGAGAGAAACCUUUUACUUGUUCAGUUUGUGGAAAAACAUUCUCUCGAAAAACAAGCCUAACAACACACAAAAGAGCACACGCCGGGGAGAAAAGUUUUCCUUGCUUAGAUUGUGGUCAAAGUUUUACCUUGAAAGUGCGUUUGGAAAAGCAUGCAAGACGACACACUGGAGAAAACUCUUUUAUUUGCUCAGUUUGUAAUCAAAGUUUCUCCAGAAAGGCACAUUUAACAAUGCAUGCAAAAACACACGCUGAAGAGAAACCUUAUUCCUGCUCGGUUUGUGGUCAGACAUUCUCGCAAAGGGGCCACUUUACAAAUCACACUAGAACGCACACUGGGGAGAAACCUUUUCACUGCUCGGUUUGUGGGGAGAGAUUCACCUUUAAGUUAAAUUUAACAACACACACUAGAACACACGCUGCACAGAAACAUUUGGGGAGCAACGGUUAAUUCAUUUUUCAUUCGUUCAGAUAUACUGCAUGUCGCUCAUUUACAUUAAGAAUCAAAUCUGCAUUAAAAAAAAAAUGAAUUGAUUUGUUUCCCGCAACACCAGUCAAUGUAACACUAGUAAACUUUGAAUGCCUUUGCAAAAGUGAAAAUAAAAUGUGUUCCAAGUCUAUAAAACGAGGGUUCGAAAUGAUGACAAAUCAAACCCUCUUCCCCACUGUCGAUUGCUGUAAUGUGCAAAACCACGCCUACACGGAACUACGUUUUGGCGUCAUGAAAAUAUAUGCUUUGAAAGUGUGGAGGUCAAUUUUAUUUGUUUGUUUUACUAUGACCUAAUUACAGCACAGAAAUGUUGUUCAUACAGGUAUAUACGGCAUGACAUAGGCAGUAGUGUCGAACUCAUUUUUGUCACGGUCUACUUUGGAGUUACGUCUUCGCUCGCAGGGCCGUUACGUCAGUGAAACCAAAUAAAUGUUAAAUCGUCUCAUCGUAUUAUUACUUGUACACAACAAACGGAUGGAUUACUCGUUUUGAAAAUGAGUCAACUAUCGUAGUUUGUUAUUUUUCAAGUGAGUGUAAAUAGGGUAACGAAAUUAUUGCAAAAAUCUCCCAUGUUAUUACGCAUGACAAUUUGACACUUUGGUACGGAUUUGAGCACGGAUCAUGGAAGUUGACACACACAAUUUGCUUUCGCGGGCCACAUAAAAUGAUGUGGCGGGACGGCUCUGGCCCCCGGGCCUUGCUUUGGAAACCUCUGACGUAGCGUGUUAUGUUCGUACAAAAGUUAUGUCGAGUUGUAGAAACGACUUAGAGUACGUUCACGCGUUGUGACUCAAGAGACACUUACGGCACCCACUUUGCACCCUUGGCCAUUUUGGUUUGCUGUGCUUAUACAUAGUUGUUUUUUUUUUCUUUCUAUCGUGACUUUCUAGUUGACGUAAUGUAAAUCGUGG